UGAAAAUCUAUUUGAUUAUCAACUAAACUACAAUAACAUCAAUAAAAAUGAUGGACAAAAAAAUGCUGUUAUGGGACUGGUAGCUCACGGUAUGUUAACUAUGUCAAACAAAUGGAGAUUUAUGGCAGCAUUAUUAACAAAAGAUAAUAAUCAAUUUUAUCACUCGUGUGGCGGUUCACUAAUAUCGGACAGUCAUGUACUGACGGCAGCCCAUUGUGUUGUCAAUGCCAGCACCGGUAUCCAAAUGAAUAACAGUGAUAUAGUAGUACGACUGGGACAGUAUGAUUUACGGGUCAAAGGUUACGAUUGUAAAGUCAACAAAAUUGUUAUCUAUCCCGACUAUAAUAAUAAAACCUAUGCCAAUGAUCUGGCAGUUUUGCAUCUCAACAAAAAUGUAGAUUUUCAAGCACAAAUAGAGCCCAUACCAAUGUCCAUGCCUGGCGAUCGCCAUGAGUUUGAAAUAAGCAAACUGGACAACAAUGAGAUCGCAUACAUUGCCGGUUGGGGUAAGACAUCGCCAACCGGUGAGUUUGCCGACGAACUAAUGGACGCCGAACUACAUAUUGUCGACGAUUGGUAUUGUAGACAUGUUUUCGGUAAAAAAUAUGUCGACAACAACAAUGACAACCGGGGAACUGAUCGUAUUGUAUGUGCCAGUGCACCGGUAGCCAGUUUGGAAAUGGAUGAAAAACGUGAUGCCUGUAAGGGUGAUUCAGGCGGACCAUUGAUACAGUACGAUCUGAAUAGUGAACAAUACUAUCUGACCGGGGUGGUUAGCUUUGGCAAACGGUGCGCUACUUAUGGUACGCCCAGUGUCUAUACAAAUGUCAGCUAUUUUGCCAAAUGGAUUACCAGUGUUGUCGACAAUCAUAAUAAUAAUAAUAAU
Messenger RNA from Oppia nitens, 886 nucleotides. Its product is annotated as trypsin-1-like. Lineage: Eukaryota; Metazoa; Arthropoda; Arachnida; Sarcoptiformes; Oppiidae. The annotation marks the transcript as partial. Gene Ontology annotation, molecular function: serine-type endopeptidase activity. The record is from RefSeq and is a predicted model, not a curated record. Gene Ontology annotation, biological process: proteolysis. The transcript is spliced from 3 exons.